Molecule: messenger RNA, 948 nt
Organism: Lonchura striata (white-rumped munia)
Lineage: Eukaryota; Metazoa; Chordata; Aves; Passeriformes; Estrildidae
Gene: ERG28
Product: ergosterol biosynthesis 28 homolog
Cellular component (GO): endoplasmic reticulum; membrane
Molecular function (GO): protein-macromolecule adaptor activity
Source: RefSeq, a predicted model, not a curated record
GGCGGGAGCGGCGCCGGGAGCGCGCAGGGACGCGGCCGGGCCCGGCGGGCGCGGCUCGGGUUCGAGCCGGCCGGCAGGAUGAGCCGGUUCCUGAACGUGCUGCGCAGCUGGCUGGUGAUGGUGUCGGUCAUCGCCGCCGGGAAUACCCUGCAGAGCUUCCGCGAUCACGGCUUCCUCUCUGAGAAGCUGUACACCGCCAGCCCCGGCCUCGUGAAUGGGCUCCAGGCUCGGACCUUCGGCGUCUGGACCCUGUUGUCAUCAGUGAUCCGCUGCCUCUGCGCAAUCGACAUCCGUAACAGGACCCUCUAUCACAUCACACUCUUUACCUUCUUUUUGGCCCUUGCUCACUUCCUCUCUGAGGUCUUCAUCUACCACACUGCCGCCUUGACAAUUGGAGUUAUGGCACCCCUCAUGGUAGCAAGUUUCUCUAUUAUGGGGAUGUUGAUUGGACUGCAAUACCUGGAGGUAGAAGCGCUAUCACAAAACAAGAAGAAAAACUGAAGUUGAGGGAUUUUUGUGGAUCAGUGUCAUCUUCUACCUUCACUGCCAGACUUCCAUGAAAGCUCAGCUGAAUUUCUCCAGGACACCAGUCCCGCUGGUGGGUCAGUGUCAGACUGUGUCAAUCACUGUCAUUACCAAGUUGUUUUUGUCUUGUCCAGGCAACAUUUCAACUGACUGAUGUCAAAGACCAAGUCCCAGUGGAGUUUGUGUCAAAGCUUAUGGGAGACAGUUGGUGACUGACUCCCUGGGUAGCAGGCAAAAGUCUCUGGCAUGCCCAGAGCUCUAAGGACUUUUGUCCCGGUGUACUUGUGGGGACAAGAUGCAAGAACUAUCCAGGAUGUGCUGAACACUGGACCAGAGAGAAUGGGUGCUACCCCUGGCAUUGCCGUGUAACUUGCAUGUGUGUGUUCCCCAGGGGCCGUUUCUAAUAAAUGACCAAAAACUGCA